AUGGAAUCUAAGCUAAGUGAUGGUACGCAGAUUGAUGAAUCCAUCCCGGUCAAACUACCAGGCAAUUAUCCCAACGCCCACACCUCAAUUGGUAUGGUUAACUCUACUGGAGAACCCCCCUCUUACCCCGACAUAGAACCCUACAAAUAUAUGGAAUCCCUUAGUUAUUCCAAUUCGCAACCUCCAGGAAUCUCAAAUGCAGUCAAUGACUCCUACACCGAAGAAGGUGUGGAAGGUACACGAGUUAUAGAUGAAACGCAUAUCCAUCAGGAAUAUUUACCAACGCAUGUUCCACAUGCAGAGUAUAUGCAGCCCUAUGGCACAGAAUUUGAUCUCUCCCAUAACGGCACCAACACCUACGGGGCCCUAGUGACUGACGGCAUAGGGUUGGGUAUGUCUGUGUCAGACCCUCUGGGCGUAGAUAUGGGCCAUUUAAAGGAAAAUGUAAAGGGGCGCCAUCCGAUGUACCCCGCUGCAAUGCGAAUGCAAUCGCAUGAUGGAAUGCCCUUGUUGCACGCUGACUCAUUGGAGCAGCACAGAAGGAGUAUUGGCAAGGGUAGGAAAAACAAAAGUGAGGCUAACGAAUUGGUUAGGAGGGCGAAACAGCUGCCUAAAGUUAUGGGCGUGAGAUAUGACGCCAACCACCAAUACUGGGUCGCCACUUGGUACCAGAAUCGCAAAAGAAUGGAUCGCUAUUUCUCUGUUGGCCGCUUCGGUUUUGAGGAGGCCCGUCUCCUUGCAAUUGACUGCAGGAAAACUGCAGGAAAAUCUCUGCAGGGCAAGAGCUAUGAUAAGCAGAUGUCUAAUGAGAAGCAUAUGAAGGUUGUUGAUAUGUAUGGUGAGGAAUUUGCAGCGAAUAAUCUAUCUGUGGUGGCAGGGAUGCCUAUGGGUUACAUGGACCCUGUUCAUAUGCAACACAUGGACUCUGAUAAGCUUAAUAGUGAUAAGGGGGAAGAGUACGCGGAUGGUGAUAUGAAACACAGGAUACAGUAUAGGGGCGGAGAUCCCAAUAAGAAGAGUAAGGAUUUUAAUCGUCUAAAUGUGUCGAAAGUGGCUCUAAAUUACAUCCUUUCCGAUCUGUGUAACAAUUGUCUGCCUACAAUUCUUGAAAACAACCAUAUGCCUGGCGAACUAUACAUUCACUGUUAUAAUAAAAUAUCCGAUCAUCUGCAAAUGAUAAUCACAGCUAGCCAGUCUGAGGACAUUGAAAAAUAUCUACAUUUGUUCCAGUUGUGCAUCCAAAACCGCGUGCUGCCUAGCGCCUUGCAAGUCCAAGAGCAGCGAGCCAUGAUCACCAGGCUCUGUCAGAUCUAG
Molecule: messenger RNA, 1314 nt
Organism: Babesia microti strain RI
Lineage: Eukaryota; Apicomplexa; Aconoidasida; Piroplasmida; Babesiidae
Exons: 1
Coding region: 1-1314 (437 amino acids)
Biological process (GO): regulation of DNA-templated transcription
Molecular function (GO): DNA-binding transcription factor activity
Source: RefSeq, a predicted model, not a curated record